AGGAGGAGGAGGAGGAGAAGAAGAAGAAAAAGAAGAAGAAGAAGAAGAAGAAGAAGACGAGGAGGGAGAGGAGGAGGAGGCCAAACGGACACCAACUGAAACAAAAGUAUUUCCAAACCGGCACCCAACUCCACCUUGUGAGGCUCCCACAGCAUGGCUUCCGAGGAACUCUACGAGGUAGAGAGAAUUGUUGACAAAAGGAAAAACAAGAAAGGAAAAACAGAGUAUUUGGUGCGAUGGAAAGGAUACGACAGCGAAGAUGAUACUUGGGAGCCAGAACAGCACCUUGUCAAUUGUGAGGAAUAUAUACAUGAAUUUAACAGACGCCACAAUGAAAAGCAGAAAGAAAGCACAUUAACCAGGACAAACAGGACCUCUCCAAAUAAUGCCAGAAAACAAAUUUCUAGGUCUACCAAUAGUUCUUUUUCAAAGACAUCUUCUAAAUCUUUAGUUAUGACUAAAGAACACGAGUCAAAAAAUAGUCAACUUUUUUCUGCCACACAGAAGUUCCGGAAAAACAAUUCACCGUCGCUUUCUGGACGUAAAAAUAUGGACCUUGCAAAAUCAGGUAUUAAAAUCCUAGUGCCCAAAAGUCCAAUUAAGAGCCGGACAACAGUUGAUGGCUUCCAGAAUGAAAGCCCAGAUAAAAUGGACCAUAUAGAGCAAGAUCAAGAUGACUCUGUAGCACCAGAAGUAGCAGCAGAAAAACCAGUGGGAGCUUUGUUAGGACCUGGUGCAGAGCGUGCUAGGAUGGGGAGCCGACCAAGGAUACAUCCAUUAGUGCCACAAUUGCCAGUGCCAGUGACAGCCACAAUUGCGUCAGCAUUAACGAUAAAUGGAAAAGCAUCUCCCUGUAUUCUUCCCAGUGUUCUUUACUUCCUAUUUUCUUGUACACCCACCUUUAUGGAAGCAUUAGCAGCCAAUGGUACAACCAACAUCCAGACAUCUGUGACAGCCAGCAAGCGAAGGUUUAUUGAUGACAGGAGAGAUCAGCCCUUUGAUAAAAGGCUGCGUUUCAGCGUGAGGCAAACGGAGAGCGCGUACCGGUACAGAGACAUUGUUGUCAGGAAACAAGAUGGAUUCACACACAUUUUGCUAUCAACAAAAUCGUCUGAAAAUAAUUCAUUAAAUCCAGAGGUAAUGAAGGAAGUCCAAAGUGCACUGAACACAGCAGCUGCAGAUGACAGUAAACUUGUGCUGUUCAGUGCAGUUGGUAGCAUUUUCUGCUGUGGUCUUGAUUUUAUUUAUUUUAUACGACGUUUAACGGAUGAUAGAAAAAAGGAAAGCACUAAGAUGGCAGAAGCUAUUAGGAAUUUUGUGAAUACUUUUAUUCAGUUUAAGAAGCCUAUCAUUGUAGCAGUAAAUGGCCCAGCCAUUGGACUUGGAGCAUCUAUAUUGCCUCUGUGUGACGUGGUCUGGGCCAACGAGAAGGCCUGGUUUCAGACACCAUACACUACUUUUGGACAAAGUCCAGAUGGAUGUUCAUCCCUUACAUUCCCUCGGAUUAUGGGCCUGGCUUCUACUUGUGGUUGUUACUUUUCAUUUCUUUAGAAGUUGUGCAAAAAACACAAGCUCUUCCCUAGUGCACUCUUUCAUGUGUGUUUGUGAAUGCUCUCAUUCUUAAAUAGAAAGAUUUUAGUUGAAAUCAUCCAGUGGUAACAAUUCCAAAAUGAUCAGUGCAAAAAGGGGAAAAAAUCCACUGGUUUUAUACUAUCCUUGACUCUGCAGCAAAGCAGUGUCUCUAUGGUACAAAGCUGAGCUUUACUUAGCACAUUUCAUGAAAUAUAUUCAGAAUCCAUACUGAAGACUUUGAUAUAGAUAUAGAAGAUAUAUUUUUGAAGAUAUGUAUAGUAGAUACAGAAGUAUGUUUUUGUCUGUAAAAGAGAGAGAGAAGUCAGCAGGAAGAUGUUAUGAGUGAAAUGCAAAACAUUCAGGGGAAAAAUAUACAAAGCAAAAAAUUAAGGCCUCUGAAUGCAUCAUAAUAUUUUCUACAAAUAUAUCAAUUCAUCAGGAAUAGCUCCACCCCUAACUCUUGUAAGUCAGUCUUAUAAUGCAAUGUUGUUAGCUGCAGCUAUGUAAAAAUGUUCCAUUGCAAGAUUCCUGGAAAUAUCUUCCAUGUGGAGUCAGUCACUUUCUGUGGGUGAGCAGGUCUGUCAUGGAGGGGGAUUUCUUUUUCCCCCAUUUUCAACCAUGGGUUUAUUCCAGGAAAUUUGAAGCCCAAACUUUAGGCUUCAAAACUGAUACCAUCUUGGAACUACCAAGAAUUUUAGAAAUGUCCCUAAACUUGGCUUUUGAGUUUUGAAAAUAAUCUGUAAGACAUUGAGGUGAUGUCUGUAUGGGGAGAUGUUAUUAUGAAUCUGCCAUGGAGCUCUUGCUCUGCUUGUCAGGUCCUAGAUGUGAAGCCCAGGAGCUGUGUGAUCACACAUCACACACUGGGUCUCCCUGCCAGGCCCCAGCAUGCCUGGCAGGAUGUCUUAGCUUUCCUGUCAGUCAUGAGGGAAGCACAGUUCCUCUGUGCCUGGAGUCCCUGUCACAGCCAGGGUCUGGGGUGGUCAGAGGCCAGCUGCCCCCUGAUCAUGGUGCAGGAGAGCCGAGCUGCUCCAUGGCCCUGGUGCUGUGGCCUUGCACCAAAGAGCCCUGGUGAGCCUCAGAGUCCUCACUGAAGAGAGUCCAGAGGUUCAAGUGAAGUUCCUCUGUGGAAGGAGACAUUUUCUACUCAGAGUAGAAAGUGAAGGUUGCUAAUGAGAUUCUUAGUGAAAUAUUUUGUCACACUCAUUUCUAUGGCUGUAGUGUUUUUCUUGGAAAGUAACCACCAAGUGAGUUAAUUUUUACAGCAGGUACAAGGCAUGAUUAUGAUUAAAGCUUGUUUAGCAGUUGGUCUCCAGCAGAUGUUGUGUAUAGAUCAAAAGUGAAGAUGCCAGAGCAAGAGAUUUCCCCUCAAAGCCUGUCAAGUGAGAACAUCAAUGGGAAUGCUCAUUUCUUGUGAGAUUUUAUGCUAAUACUAUGUUACAGCUGGCAGAAAUAAGAUAACUGCACCAUUCUCACUUAGGGUGUUUCAUGUUCAGGAGAACUCAGCAGUUGCAACUAAGUUUUAGUGGGGGGGGGGAAAGAUUUUCUAGCAUUGGUUUUUAUCCUUGCAAAGAUACAUAUGAAGAAUAUGUAGCCCUGACCACCUGGCUUAAAUGCUUGCCUGUCAUAACUAUCAGUUAGAUUGACUUCACAUUUUGAUCUUUCAUAGAAAUGUUAAGUGGGUUUAAAUUAUUUUGGAAGACUAAUUUUUCCCCAACUGUGUAGGAAAAAGGAUUCCUUUUUUAGACAACCAUGUGUACAUCUCUGAGUCUUAUCUAGUAUUUCAGGUUAUUAUUAUUCACAUACAUUCUGGAAAAUGAGAAGGAAUGGUUAAUGAACCUGUUUAUUUGAUACUGUGUUCACAGAGGGUAGAACUAUAGGGUAUAGAACUCAAUCACAGUGGAAGAGAUUUGGGUUUUUGUCAACUAAUAUAUGUGAAUCACAGUUUUCCAUAGUAACUCUGAGAGAUGUGCUGAUGGUAAAAUCACAGUAAAAUACACUAGGAAGCUGGCUGGGUUUUUUUCUUGCAUUCCAAAUGGACUGGCAGUCCAGAAGCAAACUACCAGUAGAGCCCACACUUCAUAUUUCAUUACAAAGGAACAAACAAGAGACUGCAGAAUCUGCACGUUGCUUCAUGUGUAAAAUGCAAUACCAGGGACAUGGCAGCACAGCAAAUGAAUAAUUGUUUAUGAAGUUAAUAAUUAAUUAUUUGAGAUCCUUAACUGAAAGUUGCUGAAAUAAUUACCAGAUGUUCCGCUACUGGAAAAUGUUAAAAACCUCAGUAUUUUUCCCUCAGAAGUGUUACACCUGUCAGGUUUGUGUUUUAGAACAGCCUUAUUUCCUAUAUUUCAUGAAUCCAGUAAUGGCUUUGUCAUAUUUUUCAGUGGAAAUAAGUCGUUAUGAAACUAUAGCACUAAUUUUUUUUUUGAGGCUGAUUAUUACUCUGAUUUUUUUAAUUUCCACUGCCUGUUUCCAUGUAAAUGUCACUGCAAACUGUAUAAAAGGCUUCACUAAAGCUAGAAUUAAAGUGGCUGUAGGACAAAACUUUAAUGGGGAAAUUGGUACAUAGUAAAGUGCAUGAUAAUUACAAA
This is a messenger RNA of Zonotrichia albicollis (white-throated sparrow), 4160 nucleotides long. NCBI's taxonomy places the organism in Eukaryota, Metazoa, Chordata, Aves, Passeriformes, Passerellidae. The record is from RefSeq and is a predicted model, not a curated record.